GAACAUGCUCUAAUUCUUUGUUUUAUUCAUCCAGUGCGCAUGUUUGUCUUUAGCCUCUUUGGUGCAGCCAUCACACACCAGCCCUCCACCAAAAAGCUGCACUAUCUCAAACAUUUACUUGACGACCCUCUGGUGAUUUGUCCACACAGCUCCUCUCCUCUCCUCUCAGCUCCACACGCUGCAUCAGCUGAUCCGUCACGUGAUCCGGUGUCGUGGGUCACCCCUUUUGCAAAAUGGAGUUGUCUGAGUCUGUGCAGAGAGGGCUACAGUCCCUAGCCGACCCGUCCUCUUUCGACCAGAGCAGCUUCCAGGUGUUGGUGGACGUGUCUUUCCGGAGCCUGCUCUCCUCCAAAGGCGACCCGGCAGUCCUCGAUCAGCCCGAGCUGAAGCAGAUCGACCAGAUCCUGCUCAAACAGUGUCACACUGCCGCGACCACCUUCAUCCUUGAGGCGGUCAAACAGAACGCAGACAAGUCGACGAUAAGCUCCUGCCUGGAAGAGCUCACAUUCAGUGCAGAGAGAAUAGAAAUAUUCUAUAGCACACACCAGAAACAUAAAAAAGAACUGGAAUGUCUGUUAGCGAGCAUAGGAAGACGUCCAGCUCAGAUUAACGACGUGUCCUGGCGUCUCCAAUACCACAUGAAGAACGCUCAGGUCGAUAAGGUCAACGAGCCUUUCUACUCGAUUUCACUGAAAAGUGAGAAUGAAGGAUCCUCGGAAGAUAUCAACUUCACCUGCACAAUGGAACAGCUACAGGAUUUGGUGGGAAAGCUCAAAGACGCUGCCAAGAGUGUGGAGAAAGCCAGUCAGAUGUGAUGCCGGUGUCCUGUUUCCUCACCACAAAGCACUGAACUUCAGCAGCUUCCAGCGGCAUUGCUCGUCUCUUUUAUAGCUCCUUUUUGUACCUGACAUUGACGUGACGUGUGUGACUGUGACAUAUUAUCAUCCCAACUUAUGUUUCAAUAAAACAACAAAAAAAACAAAUAAAAAC
This is a messenger RNA of Larimichthys crocea (large yellow croaker), 990 nucleotides long. RefSeq names its product COMM domain containing 3 (gene commd3). Gene Ontology annotation, biological process: sodium ion transport. The coding region runs from base 234 to 815 and encodes 193 amino acids. The record is from RefSeq and is a predicted model, not a curated record. The transcript has 8 exons. Lineage: Eukaryota; Metazoa; Chordata; Actinopteri; Sciaenidae.